AAAGGAUCCUCCUGCACAGGCUGCAGCCAGGUGAGCUUGUGAUGCGAGGCUUUGCGAGCUCACACGGUGCAUUCGCUGGCCUUCCGCUUCCAGGAAUUGAGUUUUAGACUCAGAGGAGCAAGCACCUUCUUUGCAGGCGGGCAAACCCGGCUUGAAGAGCUGCAAUUGGAUGCUGUAGGAGGAGGAUCAUUUGCAAUGAAACUAACACUCUUAGGGAAGCAGGAGAAUGCGCACGAGGAUGGGGUGUGGUCUGCAGCCUGGGCGCCAAGCUCAGCGGACGCGCCUGGCGGGGUUGUGGUGACCGGCUCAGUCGAUGAGACUGUGAAGCUCUGGCAGGUCGGGGACAGUGGCCUCCAACCCGACCGCACGAACGCCGGCCACUCCCUCGGCGUCGUCUCGGUUGCUGUCGACCCCUCUGGCACUCUUGCCGCCUCUAGUUCCCUUGACAGCAUCGUCCGUGUGUUCGAAGUAAGCACCAAUGAGCAGAAAGCCGCGCUGGAAAGCCCGCCGGCAGAGACGUGGGGUGUCGCGUUUUCACCCUCGGGGAAGCAGCUUGCGGUGGCGGGAGGGGGCAGCGGGACUGUAAAGCUCUGGUCGAUGGAGACGUUCCAGCAGGAGGGGAACUUGGAGAUCCCGCUGCCGGCGGAAGCGGGGUCGAAGCGGUCGCAGGGGCGGUUUGUGCUGGCGGUGGCGUACAACAUGGACGGCAGGAGAAUAGCCGCCAGCACAAUGGACGGAACGAUUGCCAUCUUCGACGUCGCCACCCUCAAGUUCAUGCACACCCUCGACGGCCACCACAUGCCCGUGCGCUCCCUCGCGUGGUCGCCCACUGAGCCCCGAAUUCUCUACACUGCCUCCGAUGACUGCCACAGCCACAUAUACGACGCCGAGGGCAAGGGCCUGAUCGCAGCCCUAUCGGGCCACGGUUCGUGGGUCCUUUCAGUGAGCGUUAGUCCCGAUGGCACUGCUCUUGUGACGGGGUCGAGUGAUAGGACGGUUCGCUUAUGGGACCUUAGCUUACGCUCGUGCGCACAAGUAAUGUCAGAUCAUGGGGAUCAAGUCUGGGGGGUGGCGUUCCGGCCGACGGCGCCUGGGGAGGAGCCAAGUCAACGAGGGGGCAGCAGGCUCGUGACAGUCUCGGACGACAGAAGCAUUGCUCUGUACGACUUUUCAUGAGCACGUGUCAUUGCACCGUUUCCUUGAUCUUGUUGCCGCACGCUGGCACUGCAUGGGAUCGGCUGGAGCACGAGGCAAUUGUUCUGGGUAUGCGCCCAAGUAUAAGCCCUCGACUUUUACACGUGAAGUCGCAUAGACGGAUCUGGCACGCCACCAUUUUCCCUGCUU
Molecule: messenger RNA, 1344 nt
Organism: Klebsormidium nitens
Lineage: Eukaryota; Viridiplantae; Streptophyta; Klebsormidiophyceae; Klebsormidiales; Klebsormidiaceae
Source: the annotation of a GenBank genome assembly